GAGAGAGAGAGAGAGGGAGGGAGGGUGCUACUUUCUUGGUUUACUUGGAGGGUAGGAUAGGAAUUUACCUGUAUUGACAUACUUCUUCCACUCCUCUCUCUUACUUUCUUUCUCUCCCUCUCCUUCCCCCCCUCCUCCCCUUCUCUCCCUCUCUGGCUCAGGUGUUGGUCUUGAUCCAUCUGUCAGUAUAAAAGUUUGGAAGAGGUCUUCAGCGGUUCAGUCCAUCAUUUCCUUUCUCAAUGAGAGGCUCAAAGGGUCAACCGCUCUCCUCUACCCAGCGCCGCUCAGUCUAUCUAAACCAACAACCACCUUGGCAUGUGACCGGUCUGACAGAGUGUGACACACCUGGCACUUCUUCUCUGAGCCUGUGCCGUCUGCUCAGCACCUGAACGCCUGGCACUGCGUCAGCGACACACCUGGACACAUCAGGACUGGACUGGAAUGAUUGAUUGUCACCACGAGAUCCAAAUAAGAUACUGUGGCCUACUGGCAGAACAAGAUUGUUGUCGAAUCAAGGAGGAUUUUUUUCUAGGCACACCAUCAUGUCUACAGACUCUCCCAGCUCCACAUUUACACCCAGUGCCAACAGGUUCCUGACAACGACACCAGCCCCUCAGACCUCCUCCCUACGCACCUCUGAGCCUCCAGGGUCCUCCUUCCAGCAGAUGGCGCACUCACAGUGUGAGGAGAGCAGUUCUGUGUCAUUUACCACUGCCCAGCCCGCGAGAGAGAGCGCCACCUACAGACAGAGGAAUGCCGCUGCAGAGAGCUGCAGGAGGCACAGUGUUGAUGGAGCCAUGGUGGGACAGAGUCAAAGGUCAAACUUAGGGUCAGGAUCGGCUGACCGCUUCCACCCCUACCGACAUCAGUUCAGCGAUGAUGGGGUUGGCACGGGUUGCCUGGCCCCUGGUGCCCCUGGGUCUCGUACCUUCGUCUGUCUCAGACAGGUAGAGGCUCCAGAUAGCUUCGCUGCCACACACACAUCUACCAGUGAGGAACAGACAUCCUGGGAUCCAUACAACGGGAGUUUCCAGGCUUCCAGACUGAUGCAGGGCUCCCAGCGCUCUUACACAGAACCACCGGAUGCACCCGAGGAACCUUCCUGCUUCCUGUCCCAAGGCCACGCCUCCUACAGCCCCCUAGCCCCGCUGCCGCAGUUCUCACCAGGUGUGUAUUCUACCAGUGGACAAUCCAAAAGUUCUCAGUUCUCUCUCCAGUGCCUCUCCACUCCAACCCAUCAGGACAGUAGCAUGCAGUCCCUCUUCCCCAAGCCCAUCUACUCAUACAGCAUCCUGAUCUUCAUGGCUCUGAGGAACAGUAAGACAGGGAGUCUCCCAGUUAGUGAGAUCUACAGGUUCAUGACUGAACACUUCCCCUACUUCAAGACGGCUCCAGAUGGAUGGAAGAACUCGGUCCGCCACAACCUGUCUCUGAAUAAGUGCUUUGAGAAGGCGGAGAAUAAGAUUGGCAACUCUUCCCGUAAGGGCUGCCUGUGGGCCCUCAACCCAGCCAAGAUAGAGAAGAUGCAGGAAGAGCUACACAAGUGGCGCCGCAAAGACCCCCUCACUGUCCGCAAGAGCAUGGCCAGGCCAGAGGACCUGGAUCGCCUGUUGGGGGAAAGACCAGAGAAGCUGAAAUCUUUACCUUCUUACCACAACCAGAUCCCUACCCCUUCCUCCUUCACAUCCCAUCCUCCAGAGCCCUGUCACCCUCUUCGACGUCCCCUCUACCCCCACGUCCCCCCUCCCUCCCUGACAGUCCAACAGCACCCCCGAUACCUGCCCCCCAACCCCCCCCACCCCUUCUCCUACUACUCCCCCUGCAGACAGCAGCCUCCAUCGGGAAUCCCCCCCAAUGUGGGUACCCUGGGUUCCCCUCUGGCGGGGCAGACACCCUCCACCUGUAGCGCCACCAUACAGGCAGAGUAUGACGUUGGGCCCAGGAGCAUACAGGAGCUACAGCUAGAUGAAGAUGCUAGUAACGAUAUCGACACGCUCAACCCCAGCUUGACUGACCUGCAGCUCCACGGUUACUUGUGGGAGGAGCUGAGAGAGGACAGCCUGGCUCCUGAUUCGCUGGUGGUAAUCAGCCCCUCCCUGUCCCCCUCCUCUUCCCAGCCAACACACCUCCACCUGGGGUCCAGUCUGAGAAGCACCGGUCCUGUCAACCAGACAUCAGAGUGGAUCUCCGACGGGCUGGGGAAGGAAGAUGAGGAAGAUGAGGAGGAGAUGGGAGGAGGAUGUGGAGGUCCAUCAGACCUCCAUAUUAAUGGACAGUAUCACACAACAUACCCAGGUGUGGAGAGCUUGGCUGGUUACCUCACUUCUAUGGGGAACACCCCCAUACCUUUGCUUUGAAGCCCAGGAAUAGGGCUCCCUUCGUGGAAUAGCUCACAAAGACCUUCCCCAUAACCGUGUUAACAAUAUGUUUUUAUUCAUAACAAUGACUUUGGCUGGGUCAAAGUCAAGAUUUGAAAUUCAUGAGAAUGAAUGUAUCCAAAAGCUCAUGUCACACCUGACUGUUCAGUGAUUAGGAGUAGAGUGCAGUAUGACCUAACUCCACACAAGAUGGCAGCAGAGAGCUGUAAUUACUGGGAACUUUAAAGUUGUAGACAACUACAGCACUGAUGACAUUUUUUCCUUAUUCUACACUACAGAGAAUCAUAUAUGUUCUACACAAUACAUUUCUAUGUUGAACAUUCUGUGAAGUCGCAUUCUCCUGAAUAAGCCCCCUGGUGUGAUAUGUUCCCACUAUUGCAAUUAGCAUUUUAUACAGCUUAUGGUGACAAGAGAUGAUUCAAGCCAGUUGUUUUUUAGCUCAAAGCUAAUGAAUUCAAUUACAAAAUUUGUCUUAGCAUAAUUUCUGAUAUGAAACAGGGAGCAUACUCACUGUUUACUCAAUUCAUUUUGCUUUCUAUAAAUAGUUUUCAAAGCUUUAUAGCUAAAUUACCAUUGAGGAUGGAAGUCAAUAUCAAGGCAGAGCCAGACGACUGUUCUCAGGCCUUCAUCUGGUUCCCGCAGGCACUAUCUCAUAAUAAAGAUGACAUCACCUCACCAGACACAUUUUUUUUGUCAAAGCAUGUGUGAAAAGCCCCUUUUUCUUGUAUGACUUAACUGACUAUAUAGUAAACUGUUUUUGAUUUAUA
This is a messenger RNA of Salmo salar (Atlantic salmon), 3145 nucleotides long. Its product is annotated as forkhead box protein N1. Gene Ontology annotation, molecular function: transcription cis-regulatory region binding; DNA-binding transcription factor activity, RNA polymerase II-specific. NCBI's taxonomy places the organism in Eukaryota, Metazoa, Chordata, Actinopteri, Salmoniformes, Salmonidae. The record is from RefSeq and is a predicted model, not a curated record. Gene Ontology annotation, biological process: regulation of transcription by RNA polymerase II.